Trypanosoma conorhini is the source of this 1098-nucleotide messenger RNA. RefSeq names its product putative GTPase activating protein. The record is from RefSeq and is a predicted model, not a curated record. The coding region runs from base 1 to 1098 and encodes 365 amino acids. Lineage: Eukaryota; Euglenozoa; Kinetoplastea; Trypanosomatida; Trypanosomatidae. The transcript has a single exon. Gene Ontology annotation, biological process: activation of GTPase activity; negative regulation of TOR signaling. Gene Ontology annotation, molecular function: GTPase activator activity.
AUGGCGACGGCAGGGGCGCCAAGCGACGGCGAUGACGGCGACGGCGUCAGCAACGACAGGGCCAACGCGUUGGCCCGCAGCUUUGAGGAGCUGCUUGACGCCGAGGUGUCGGUGAAUCCUGCGAAGCUGCGUGAGGCCUCACGGGCCGGCAUUCCGCCGCUGUACCGCAGCCCUGUCUACCUCUACCUACUGGGCGUCGCCUUUGUGGACAAGUCGCGUGAAAUGUCGCUGGAACGAAUGCAGGAGAAGGACUUUGAGCAGUUGCUGUCGACCUUCGCCCGAAUUGCCGCCUCGGAUGAGACCGGGCGGCGACCAUCUGUGAAGGGGCGCAUCAUGCAGCCGCUGGCACCGCUCACGCCGCAUGACGCUGAGAGCAUCCCACUGAUUACCCGACAGGAGAGCCAGUUUGCAAACGGCUACCUGUGCUCAGGCCGCAACUUCUCCGUGGGCUACGCGGCGUGGCUAAAGCUGUACGCCAACUUGCGGUAUCUGCCGCGGUUUGUAGGGAAUUCGGUGCGCCGGCAGCGGAUGGAGGCCGCGUGGCAGGCCCUGCACGUCACAAACUCAGAGGCGUCGCCCGAUGAAGUGCAGGAUUUGUUUGACCUGGCGCUAGUGUUUGAGUCGGUGCAUAGCACGGCGCGGGAUAUUUACUUCUCUACCGCCUCCCUCUACCACUUGCUGACGCACCACGGAAACGUGCUGCAGAGUGCGCAGUGUCUGCAAAGGAACUGCGGUGCAUUUCUCAUGCUGUUUCGCGCCACGAACUUUGACCUCUACCGCCACUUUGUGGCGGAGGGCGUCACUGUCGUGGAGUGGGUGCCGGGGAUGCUGAGGACACUUCUGGCCGGCCGGCUGCAUGAGGACGACCUGCUGCGCCUCUGGGACGUACACUUGGCAGGCGCGCUGGAGCACCUGAGCUGCCCGCUGCACCCGUACGUCUGCCUGGCAAUUCUUGCGGAGAUGACGGAGGUGCUGCUCGAGUGUGAGAGGUCCGGCAUCAUUGAGCGGCUGCGGCACCUCCCGCGCAUCAACGCUGGCAGCAUCAUUCAGAAGGCCAUCUCGCUGAAGGAGUCUGUUUUCUCAAAAGGUCUGCUGUGA